AUGCUCCUCACACACAAUGGCAAGAUUGGCCAGCUCAUUUCUGUGCCGCUGUCUCCAGCAAGUGGGACGAUGCCUGACUUGCAAGUCGAUACGGAAUCAAGUAUGCUACCACCUGCGCAUCUCGAGCAAAAGACGGUCUUAGGAGCCAGUACGGGUGCUCGUGCAGAGAUGAGCCAGCUGAUUGCUGUGCAAAUGGCUGCAUUACUCUGUCGUCAGGCUCCUGAAGAUAAACGAUCUCUGCUUAUGGGCAUGACUCUGCCCAUGAACGACGCAUUCUGGGAAGAUCCUCAAUAUGAAGGCGAACGCUCAACAUUCUUUGUGGACGUCUUGUCGCUUCUUGCAUCACUUGCAACGUCAUGA
This is a messenger RNA of Protomyces lactucae-debilis, 360 nucleotides long. RefSeq lists its product as uncharacterized. The transcript has a single exon. Bases 1 to 360 code for a protein of 119 amino acids. The record is from RefSeq and is a predicted model, not a curated record. Lineage: Eukaryota; Fungi; Ascomycota; Taphrinomycetes; Taphrinales; Protomycetaceae.